UUACAACUACUCAGGCUGGAGAUGUUUUGAUAUUGUGGAUAUUACUUAAAGUAAUUGUCAAGUCAGAAUAUAUAAGGCAUUCGAGCCUAGCUUAAUUUUUUCUAGGGGUCAAUUUCAAAAUGAAAUACGUUACGUACGUAAGCCAGCGGACCUGCGGCAGCCCGCCUGUGACGUCGUCAAGGACGUGGGACUCGCUCGGCUCCAGUGUCUCCUCGUCAAUAUUUACCAUCCCUCAAGACCUCUUCAUCGACACUGUAGAGUCCAACAACUUCAUUUCCUCUGCACUGACCGGUCUCUUUGCCAACACCGAGGACAGCACCGCCCGCCUGCCAUCUCCCUUGGUCCUCGAGGCUCUGGGAAAUGGGGGGGAAGAGGGAAGAGGUAUGUUUGAGUCCCGUCUGGACCCUUUCUCUCGACUGAGAGUGAGCGCUGCGGUGUGGACCCGACAAGGCUCACGAACCCAAGUGUUCCGACAGUAAGCCUGAGUGAUCCUCGAGAGUGGUAGUUGCAGUGGAGCUCCGAC
Messenger RNA from Scylla paramamosain (green mud crab), 523 nucleotides. RefSeq lists its product as uncharacterized. The transcript has 3 exons. NCBI's taxonomy places the organism in Eukaryota, Metazoa, Arthropoda, Malacostraca, Decapoda, Portunidae. The record is from RefSeq and is a predicted model, not a curated record. Bases 120 to 479 code for a protein of 119 amino acids.